GUUAGACGUGCACAUUAAAAUAACACCUUCUGAAAGGAUCUGAAGAAGUGAGGGUCAGCUGGAAGAGGUUGAAUUUAGACUGGGCAUCAUGUCUCUGCGGGCCUUAAGGAAGCUCCAGGGCGGACGAGGAGAGCUUGACUUCCCAAACAACGUCUCAGAGGAAGAAGAGGAGGAGGAGGAGGAGGAGACCCAAAAUGAGGGCCCUAAAGACGUCCCCAUUGUGGCCUCCAAAGGGCAAAAUAGGUUUGAAAUGCUGCUGCAAGGCUCCCCCUCAGAAUCUGAGGUGAAGGAAGAUGAUGACUUGACAGAGACAGGAGAUGGUAGGGAAGAAGGGAGGCAGAAUGGAACUUCCCCCCAACCACCAGUUGCCUCAGGUGCUCGGCGGAAACGCAGGAAGAAGAAGAAGAAAGGGAGGCCAAAGUUUCCAGCCAGUAGCGAAGAUCAGAUGGAUAAUGACGAUGUAGAUGACAUAGACUCAAUAAUUCAAGAAGUGAAUGCUAUCACGGGUGAAACCGGAGUUCAAUUACGAGUUGAGAAGAAUACAG
Messenger RNA from Penaeus vannamei (Pacific white shrimp), 545 nucleotides. Lineage: Eukaryota; Metazoa; Arthropoda; Malacostraca; Decapoda; Penaeidae. The record is from RefSeq and is a predicted model, not a curated record.